GUGGGCUGCAGGGGGCUAUAUAGCGCCGGGGACGACACAGGCAGCAGCAGCAGCUUUUCGCGGAGCACCGGAGCGAGCCUCUGGCCGCAGCGCCCGCCUUGGCCGCGCUCUGCAGGGGGACCCGCUCCCAGCCGGGGCAGCGAGCGCAGCCCGCCCGAGCAAGACUCCGCCGCCAGCCUGGGGAGGGAGCUGUCUGUCUGUCUGUCUGUCGGCGAGCCCGGCCUGCCUUGGGCUGAGGGGAAGGAUUGAGCGCAGCCCGGCGCGCCCCCGCUCUGCUCCCGGGCUCUGUCUCGGUUCGGAGCCCGCGCCCAUCCCCGUGGUGCCUGGGACCGCGCACUCGCCAACGGCCGCCUGCUCCUCUUGCCUCUGCCGAGCGCACGUUUUGCAGAGCCGCAGCAGAGGGGCUAACAUGAUGGCAGCCAAGCAAGCCGAGCUCAUGGGCAUCUGCUCCAGCUACCAAGCGGUCAUGCCUCAUUUCGUGUGCAUCGCCGAGGAAUACCCUCAGCCCAUCCGCCCCGCCAAGAUCCCCAAGGGCAAGCUGAGGAGACCGCGACAGUCCCGCUUCAAGACCCAGCCGGUGACUUUCGAUGAGAUCCAGGAGGUGGAGGAGGAAGGGGUCUCCCCCAUGGAGGAGGAGAAAGCCAAGAAAUCCUUCCUGCAGUCCCUGGAGUGCCUGAGGAGGAGCACCCAGAACCUGAGCCUGCAGCGGGAGAAGCUCAGCAGCUGCAAGCUGCGGAACAGUUUGGACUCUAGUGACUCUGACUCUGCCCUGUGAAGGGACCAUUGGGGUUCAGUGAUCACCCGUCACAGCAGCUUCGCAAGCGCAAUGGACACAGAGAGAAGGGACUGUGCUUCAUAGUGAAGCCUGCAGCCGCCAGACAUAAGGGCAAGAACUUUAUAGAGUUAUAUUUUUCAAGGGAGACUAUGUGUGGAGAUCCUUGCUACCAAGAAUUGCUUUCCAAAUAAUGGCCAUUGGACACUCUCUUUUCUAUUAUAGAUUAGAUCCUAACUGUCAGUCAGCAUGGCAAGGGGGGACUUUGAAGGGACCAUGAUGAAGGCUUUAUUUAAGAGGGAGGAGGGUGAAUUUCCUUUUAAAUUAUCCUCCUGAUAAAGAACCAGUUGGAGUGGGAUAGAUUCAAGAGCAAUUUGCAAGUAAGGUCAGGAUGUUUUCUAAGAAAGCACUUUUAUGUUUGUUUCUAUUAAGUUGUAUGAAACUUCUGAUUUAAACAAAAAAAACUUUUCUAUUUGUUAGAAGAAAUCUGAGCUGUUUUGGAUGCAGUGAGCUGCUGGACUUUAUAUUUAUUUUUGAAUUUAAAUUGUUGACUGCAUUAAUUUAAUAUCUUUCUACCUGAAUGUCUGUUAUUAUUUCCAUAAAAGAGAAAUAAAACUCAAUAUAUUUGCAUAGUG
Messenger RNA from Caretta caretta (loggerhead turtle), 1407 nucleotides. It is a transcript of the gene C6H11orf96, whose product is annotated as chromosome 6 C11orf96 homolog. The record is from RefSeq and is a predicted model, not a curated record. Lineage: Eukaryota; Metazoa; Chordata; Testudines; Cheloniidae.